CAAGACCGUGGCGCCAGGCCAAGGCCGCGGCCGCCCCCUGCGCGCGCGCCCUGCGCUCCCGAGGGGCCCACCGAGGGGCCCCCGCUUGGCCGCGGCGGCCCCGCCGGGACUCAGGGCGUGAAUUACCUACCCCGCUCUCGCUUCCAGGCAAAACCAAGCCACACCCCGCGCCUCCUCGUCAAGCGGCCUGACCAGUACAGGCUGCAAGUUGGCAUCGCUCGGCAUCUCUUGGAAGCGAGGGUGGUCAAAAGCGAGGUGGGCUUGUUCUCCUCCUCGGGAUGGCGGCCGCGCUGCGCCGCGGGGCGCUCCCGGCGGCGCUGGCGCUGGCGGCGCUGGGCGCCGCGGCGGCGCGGGGCGGCCCCGCGCCGCUGCCGCGGGGCGGCGCGCGCGCCGGGGCUGCGCUGCUCGCUCCUGCGCUGGGCCUCGCCGCGGCCGCGCUGCUCCCGCUCUGCGUCCUGGUCGUGCGGACGUCCGAGGUGGUUCUGAUCGAGAGGCUCGGGAGGUACAAUCGCAAGCUGAAGCCGGGGCUGCACUUCAGGCUGCCCAUCGUUGAGAGCGUGAGUGCGAGGCUGACCCUUCGCGAGCAGGUGCUGGACAUCCCCCCGCAAGGGUGCAUCACUUCGGACAACGCGCCGCUCAGUGCAGACGCGGUGGUGUACUGGCGUAUUUUCGAUCCAGAGAAGUCUGUGUAUGAGGUGGAGCAACUCGUACUCGCAAUCCAGAACCUUGUGCUCACGCAGCUACGCGCGGAGAUCGGCAAUUUGACCCUUGACGAGACGUUUUCUUCCCGCGCGCGCAUCAACAAGGUGCUCCUGGAGGACCUGGACGAGGCCACGGACCCCUGGGGUGUAAAGAUCACGAGGGUGGAGGUGCGCGACAUCAUACCCAACAAGGACAUCCUCGCCUCGAUGGAGCUGCAGAUGGCCGCGGAGCGCAAGAAGCGGGCGCAGAUCAUCCAGUCCGAGGGGCAGAAGCAGGCGAUCAUGAACGAGGCCCAGGGGCGCGCCGAGGCCUUGAGGAUUGAGGCCGAGGGCGCGAAGGCCGCCAAGAUCCUGGCGGCCGAGGCCGAGCAGCAGCGGCUCCGCUGCGAGGCGGACGGCACCGCGGCCGCACUGCAGGCGAUCACGGCCGCGGCCGGCGGCGACGCCGACCGCGCGCUGCGACUCCAGGCGCUGCAGGCGUACAUCGGCGCGCAGAAGUCGCUCGCGAGCUCCGACAACACGAAGCUGUUCUUCUUCCCCUCGACCGAGGAGUGCACGGCCAAGGCGGCCGCGGUGCUCGGCGAGGCCCUCCGGACGCCCGCGGCGGAGGGCAAGCUUGGCGCCGGUGCGGGGGAGGGAGGGCUCGGCACCGACUCGACGAGCUGA
Prorocentrum cordatum is the source of this 1367-nucleotide messenger RNA. The record is from the annotation of a GenBank genome assembly. Lineage: Eukaryota; Dinophyceae; Prorocentrales; Prorocentraceae.